Messenger RNA from Electrophorus electricus (electric eel), 2712 nucleotides. Lineage: Eukaryota; Metazoa; Chordata; Actinopteri; Gymnotiformes; Gymnotidae. The record is from RefSeq and is a predicted model, not a curated record.
CGGUUACCGUGUAAAAGAAGAUGUCAGCCAAGAAAAGCAAAGGGAAGUCGAAAAAAGCAUUUGAUGGAGACAGCUCGGUCCUCAGCACGGAUGGUUCGGGGAGCACUGGCGAUUUCGACUCUUCCGCAUGCGAGGGAAGCGGCUGUGUGCUCGUGACUGAGUUCGUAGAGAAAGCGGAAGAAACGGCCCCGAAGCGAUGGAGGUCUUAUCUAGCCCAGCUGAGCGUGAGCACGAUAAAGAGCGUGAACGCUUGCAUCGGACGACCUGUUCUCCUCACAAGUUCUACGGGACAGCAGGAGGUGUGUGUAGCGUGGCCGGUGUCCCUGUUCCCCAGUAGAAGGGUGGGCCUGACGUCUGACACCCAGAAAAGCUUGGGCGUGCGGCCAGGUGCUGGAGUUACAGUGCAGCCCAUCACGGGGCCGAUCCUUCAGGCAGAAGAGCUCCGGCUGUCGCUACAACCGGAGGAUGAGCGCCUGGUUACGGAAGACUUCAGAAGUUUCCUCGUGCGUUCGUGGGAGGGCAGGCUCCUGCUCUCUGGCACGUCCUUGCCCGUGUUGUAUUUUGGACGCAGCUGUGACGUCAGGGUGGACUCGGUGAAGGGUGUGGACGGGGUCACUCUCUCUCCCCAUGCUUGCGUGCAGUCCCCUGUGCAGGACACGUCCCUGGAUCUGUCUCUGGAGCUACGUCAGCUGACCCUGAACCCCGUGCCGCCCGGCCUGUCUGCCAGCACCCCGACACGAUGUUGCCACCCUUCACCUCUGACCCCCACCACACCGAGUAAACGGAGUGCCACGCCCCUCGUCCGCAGCGUCCACUCCCUGUCCGACAGCCCCCUGCCCCCCAUGCCGGCGAUGCCCGGCGAGUCCCGGCGCCCCCCUGCCUCUCGCUGUGGGAGCGACACCUUCUACGCCGUCUGCCCCGCGACCAAACUAACCUUUGCCCACGACUGUGCACGUGCUGCCGAGGACGAGGGUCAGGAGAGGCCGAAGGUCACGUACGCUAUGAUAGGAGGGUUGAACGCUCAGCUGCAGGACAUCAGGGAGACGAUUGAGCUGCCCCAGCACCCAGAGGUCUUCCGGAAGUAUGGUGAGAAUCCGCCCCCUAGAGGAGUUCUGUUAUAUGGCCCACCUGGCACGGGAAAGACCAUGAUAGGACGUGCGGUAGCCAAUGAGGUGGGGGCCCACAUGACUGUCAUCAACGGCCCAGAGAUCAUGAGCAAAUUUUACGGUGAAACAGAAGCACGUCUCCGCCAGAUAUUUGCAGAAGCCUCGAGAAGGCAGCCUGCGAUCAUCUUCAUUGAUGAGCUGGACGCGCUAUGUCCAAGGAGGGAGGCCCCAGAACAGGUGGAGAAGCGCGUGGUGGCCUCCCUGCUCACACUCAUGGACGGCAUCGGAUCUGAGGGUCACCGCGGUAACCUGCUGGUGCUGGGGGCGAACAGGCCCCACGCACUGGACCCCGCCCUGCGCCGGCCUGGCCGCUUUGACAAGGAGCUGGAGGUGGGUCCCGGGGCCGACGGGCGGAGGGACAUCCUACAGAAGCAGCUGCGCUCUGUCCCCUGUGAGGCCACCACAGAGGAGAUGCAGGAACUAGCUGAUGCGGCGCAUGGAAACGUCGGCGCGGACCUCGCUGCCGUCUGCAAGGAGGCCGGACUUCAUGCGCUGAGGAGAGUUCUGGCCUCCGCUCCUGCCCUCUCUGACCUCGAGGUGGUGGACAGAGUGAAGGUCACGACCUCCGACCUCAAACUGGCCAUGAUGCAGGUCAAGCCCAGCGCCAUGCGAGAGGUCACCAUCGACGUGCCAAAGGUGCGUUGGAGUGACAUUGGUGGGAUGGAGGAUGUGAAGCUGAAACUGAAGCAGGCUGUGGAAUGGCCUCUGAAGCACCCGGAGGCCUUCUCUCGGCUGGGCAUAGCGCCCCCUAAAGGUGUCCUGCUGUACGGCCCUCCAGGCUGUUCCAAGACCAUGAUCGCCAAAGCCCUGGCAAAUGAGAGCCAGCUCAACUUCCUCGCCAUCAAGGGGCCCGAGUUGCUGAGUAAAUAUGUGGGCGAAUCCGAAAGAGCCGUGAGGGAGGUUUUCCGGAAGGCCCGGGCCGUCUCUCCCUCUGUUGUCUUCUUUGAUGAGAUUGACGCCUUAGCUGCAGAGAGGGGCAGUCGGUCCCAGUCCAGCGGUGUGGGUGACCGGGUGCUGGCCCAGCUGCUGACGGAGUUGGACGGAAUCGAACAGCUCAAGGACGUGAUGGUGCUGGCGGCAACCAACCGGCCGGACGUGAUCGACAAGGCUCUGACACGACCCGGACGCUUGGACCGGGUGGUCUACAUCCCUCUCCCAGACGCUGCCACCAGGAGGGAGAUUUUCACGCUGCAGUUCCGGAAUAUGCCUGUGCAUCCCAGUGUGCACCUGGAUGACCUUGUGACCCGGACAGAGCGCUACUCAGGGGCAGAGAUAACAGCGGUAUGUCGGGAGGCCGGCCUGCGAGCCCUGCAAGAAGACAUCAAGGCUGAGAGCAUCACCGAGCGGCACUUCGAGGCAGCACUGUCUGCGGUGACGCCGCGUGUGCCAGACUCCCUCCUCCGGUCCUACGUCACUUACCAGCAGCAGCACAGCGCAGGGGUCUCCCACUGACCCCUGGAACAUGGGGGGGCGGGGGUGGAAGAACUGGACAUUCAGGCCUACUCAGCAGUGUCCUGCAUCAGCAAAUAAAAGAAUAAACACCAAA